AGCGGUUUCGUGUUCCAUCACCGAGUGAUGCAACACCCGGCCGGAUAACCGCGGUGGCGACACGCUGCCAGGGACAGGGCUCGCUGUGAAUGUGAGAUUGUCACUUGUGGAAUGCUGCAAAAGCGGAUGCUGUGUGCCCGCUCCCCCCACUUUCUCUUUUCCUCUUUCUUACCCCUUUCCCUUCCCUUUUUUCCUUUUCUCCUUCUUUCACUUCUCCCCCCCCCUUUCGUUUUCCUUUCCCUCUCCCUUUUCAUUUCUCCCCCCCCUUUCCCAUCUUUUUCCUCCUUUCCUUUUCUCCUGACCCCAUUCUCCCUGGCUUUUCCUCCCCUUCCCUCUCUUUUCCUUUAACCCCUUUAUCCUUUCGCUCCCCAUAACCCAGUGACCGCGGCAGUGCGGGGGUCCCAGCCGUGCACAGCGGGUUCCGGAGCCGUGUCGCCCCGGGGUGGCUCGGCCAUCAGCCCCACGGUGUCCCCGCUCCGGCCUCGCUCCUCCGCCAGCCCCCGUGUCUGUGCGGGGCCGUUCGCAGCCCCCGGUGCCGAUCCGGGUCGGGGGCAUUCCCGGCGGGGCGGGGGCAGCGCCGCUCCGCCCCCUUAGUGCGGAGCCGGCCCUAUAAGGGCGGCGGCGGCGGCAGGACUCAUGCAGAGCUUUCUCCGCCUGGAUCUAUCGCUGUUUGUCCCGGUACAGCCCAGCCAUGCCGCUGCCCCGCGUCCCGCUGCGAGCCCUGCUCCUGCUCGGCCUCCUCCUGCGAGCCGUCGCUACCGAGUCGGUGAGAGAAACUGAAACCAUGGAUGCUGGAUGGCUCGACUACCCUGCCUCUGGAGACUUGCCAGAUGAUGAAGACAUUGGUGAAUUCAGGCCUCGCUUAACCACUGAUGGAUUAGAUAUAGAUGAGACAUCUGGGUCAGGAGACUACCCAGACUCUGAAGAUGGCUUGUAUCUGACCACCAUGGAUACCCCUGUGAUAUCUGACAACUAUAUCCCUGGAGAUACUGGGAGAAAGAUAGACAGUGAAAAGGAAAACACAAUGGUGGACAAUGAAAUAAUUCCGGACAAAGCUGUACCUGUUGAAGAGAACCUGUCCAACAAGAUCUCCAUGGCAAGCACAGCCAACAGCAGCAUCUUUGAAAGAACAGAAGUCCUUACAGCUCUCAUUGCAGGAGGAGCAGUGGGUCUCCUGUUUGCCAUCUUCCUGAUCCUGCUCUUGGUCUAUCGCAUGAAGAAAAAGGAUGAGGGCAGUUACGACCUGGGGAAGAAACCCAUCUACAAGAAAGCUUCCACAAACGAGUUCUAUGCCUAAAGCAGCACCUUGUGCCCAUCAAGGGACAAACAAGACUGUAUGGAAACACUGUGCCCUCAGAUGAGAUGUCCUGAACAAAUGCUUUUUUAAUUUUUUUUCAUUGAAUUUCAAAGUGACUUUGAGAAAAAACAAAAUUCCUUCAUGACCCUUCCCAUCCCACUCAGCUAACAAGGGCCCAAUGAAAUACAAAGAGUCUGAAAAAAAACAAA
Messenger RNA from Oenanthe melanoleuca, 1506 nucleotides. It is a transcript of the gene SDC4, whose product is annotated as syndecan 4. Gene Ontology annotation, biological process: cell migration. The transcript has 5 exons. The record is from RefSeq and is a predicted model, not a curated record. Gene Ontology annotation, cellular component: cell surface; membrane. Lineage: Eukaryota; Metazoa; Chordata; Aves; Passeriformes; Muscicapidae. Bases 692 to 1297 code for a protein of 201 amino acids.